AUGACAGGUGAUAUCCGUCUAACGGGUCAUCUCGGUGAUGUAAUGAAAGAGUCCAUCUCAAUUGCGCAUACAUUUGCUUGCGCUUAUUCUGCACGUGGGGCGCCGAAGUCUGACUUCAUGAAUUAUCCAAUCUCUGAAUGUACCGAGCUCUCGCCUGAGGCUUGCUACCUAACAGAGGAUGAGGCAAAAAGUGCUUACAAAUUCCUAAGCGAUUCACAACUUCAUCUACAUGUUCCUCAGGGAGCUACGCCAAAGGUAUGCCAACUCUAA
Protopolystoma xenopodis is the source of this 270-nucleotide messenger RNA. The record is from the annotation of a GenBank genome assembly. NCBI's taxonomy places the organism in Eukaryota, Metazoa, Platyhelminthes, Monogenea, Polystomatidea, Polystomatidae.